AUCUGGAAGAAGAAUUUUGAAAGGAGUGAGUGGUAAAUUCAAAGCUGGUCAGCUAUCUGCCAUACUUGGACCAGGCGCCGGAAAAAGUUCUCUACUCAAUGCAAUAUCUGGUUACAGAUCGCAGGGCGUGAGUGGCCGUUUGAGACUGAAUGGAGUGGCAAGAGAUGAAGCCAGGUUCAGGAAGAUGUCGUGCUAUAUCCAGCAGGAGGACCUUUUGCAGCCAAUGCUCACUCUCCAGGAAGUCAUGAACUUUGCAGCCUUACUCAAACUUCCGCCAGGAACUGGAUACAAGCAGAGGAGAGUUGUGGUGAAUGAUAUUCAAGGAAUUCUGGGCUUGACUGAAUGUAGACAUACAAGAACUGAGGCGCUGUCUGGUGGCCAGAAAAAGAGACUAUCUAUAGCCCUAGAGCUGAUCAACAACCCUCCAGUCUUAUUUCUAGACGAGCCUACGAGUGGCUUGGAAGUGUCGACGUCGUACACUCUGCGUCUGCUGCGAACCCUGGCCCACCAGGGCAGAACGAUAGUGUGCACCAUACAUCAGCCAAGUGCCAGCCUCCAGAUGUUCGACCACGUGUAUGUGCUGGCCUCGGGGCUCUGUGUGUACCAGGGCGUAACCGGCGAGCUCGUCCCCUUCCUAUCCUCGGUCGGUCUACACUGUCCCAGGCAUUACAACCCGGCUGACUUCGUAAUUGAAAUGACCGACGGAGAUGACGAGGAUAAUAUCAAAAAUUAUCUUCAGCGAUAAAAAAUGGAAAAGUUGUCCAACUG
Molecule: messenger RNA, 768 nt
Organism: Nilaparvata lugens (brown planthopper)
Lineage: Eukaryota; Metazoa; Arthropoda; Insecta; Hemiptera; Delphacidae
Product: ATP-binding cassette sub-family G member 1-like
Cellular component (GO): plasma membrane
Molecular function (GO): ATP binding; ATP hydrolysis activity; ABC-type transporter activity
Source: RefSeq, a predicted model, not a curated record